GCGGUGGGCGGGGCCUGUGGUCGGGCUGUCAGCGCAUUUAACCUCCUGCUCGCCGGACAGACAGGCGGAUGGAUGGAGAGGGCGCUGCGGAUGACUCACUAGAAAAUGACCAUUGAGGAUUUAUUGGUUAACUGUCCUGAAGGAGUCUUUUUGAGAUUUGAUCACGGAUACAGAUACCAUUUUUAUUACCCAAGAUCUUGCCGACCCGUGACGUUUUGUGUAUCUGCAGCACCAAUGCCUUCAGACUGUGAAUUCUCAUUUUUUGACCCCAAUGAUGCUUCAUGUCAGGAUAUUCUGUUCAACCCGAACACCUCCGUUCCUGAGCUUUUUGCCAUUUUAAGACAAUGGGUCCCUCAAGUCCAGCAAAGCAUUGAUGUCAUUGGAAAUGAGAUUCUAAAGAGAGGAUGCAGUGUCAAUGAUCGUGAUGGACUGACAGACAUGACCCUCUUACAUUACACCUGCAAGUCUGGAGCCCAAGGCAUUGGGGAUGCAGAUACUGCUGCGAAGUUUGCUUCCCGCCUGAUUGACCUUGGGGCAGACAUCAGCUUGCGAAGCCGAUGGACAAACAUGAACGCUUUGCACUAUGCUGCCUAUUUUGAUGUUCCUGAACUCGUACAUGUUCUUCUAAAGGCCGCAAAGGCAAAAGAAGUGGAUGCUACCUGCAGUGACUUUGAAUUUGGCACAGCUUUACAUAUUGCGGCCUCCAACCUGUGCUUGGGAGCAGUGAAGAGUUUGCUGGAACAUGGAGCCAAUCCUGCCUUCAGGGAUGACAGAGGACGUAUCCCGGCUGAUGUUGUUCCUGAUCCGGUUGACAUGCCAUUGGAGAUGGCUGAUGCAGCUGCUGUUGCGAAGGAAAUGAAACAGAUCCUAUUGGAUGCCAUGCCGCUGUCAUGUGAAUUCACCAGCUCUCCCCUUCGUAACUAUGACAAUGUGUCUGGCGGUGCCAUGCUCCUGUUGGCUGGUCUGAAGCUGGGGGACCGGGUAUUGAUAGCUGGGCAGAAGGUGGGCACUCUGAGAUUUUGUGGACCGACACAGUUUGCGUCAGGCCAGUGGGCUGGCAUAGAGAUGGACGAAGCUGAGGGGAAAAACGAUGGCAGUGUUGGUGGAAUACAGUACUUUAAAUGCCCACCUAAACAUGGUAUUUUUGCACCAGUCUCCAAAAUAAGCAAAGCGCUUGAAUCCAUGAAGACCUUUAUCAAGAGUUCUUCAAACCGGCCGGCCGUAUCUCUCAAAACACAGAAGAUUGACCUGAGCCGCGUAACUUCAAAAAUUAAUACCGGAUUGGUUUUAUCCAAGAGGAAUGGAGCAAGUGAGUCUUUCUCGGGCGCUGAUGAAGCUGCAAAACCAGCAAAGAAAGCUUUCUACAUGGGAUCCAGCAGUUUCUCCUCGUCUUCCUCCUCCAACUCCUCUUAUUCACUAGAAACUAAGCCGCCACUUCCCAGCAGGCAUCCUCGCCGUCGGGACGCCGCUAAGUGUAACAUAAACACGUCGAUUAGGUCCAAGUCCUCUUCAGUGAAAUCUGUUAAUGGUCUGCAGAACCGUUCUGUGUCCGCGGCAGGACAAGACCAGGCAGAGUUCCAGGCCGGUGACCGUGUUUUGGUGGUGGGGCGGAGAUCUGGCACAGUGAGGUUUUAUGGGAAGACCAGCUUUGCUCCAGGUUUCUGGUGUGGCAUUGAGUUGGACAAGCCUCAUGGAAAGAAUGAUGGGACUGUUGCAGGCAUUGAGUACUUUUUAUGUCCUCCAAAGCAUGGAGUGUUUGCACCGCCAUCUAGAGUUCAAAGGUUAUCUGGAUCGAUGGAUUCUCUGUCGGAAAUCCCAACAAAUAAGCUGAACUAUUCAUUCCCAGGUUUCAGACGAAGCUACAGCUCUACAUCCACAAACGCUUCGCAAAAGGAGCUCGACAGGAGACACUCUGUUGGAAGGUCUAAGAACCCUGUGCUUAGAAGGAGCUGGAGCAGCUCUGCCUCGUCUAGCGUUCGCGAUGGGACGGUGAAACUCCAGAAAGGUUUCCAGGUGUUAUUGACCAGCUCCAAUGAAAUGGCCAUCAUUCGCUACAUGGGUCCCACUGACUUUGCUCCCGGCUUGUGGCUGGGCUUGGAACUCCGAAACGCCAAGGGGAAGCACGAUGGAUCUGUGGGGGAGAAACGCUACUUUAACUGCAAGCCAAACCAUGGGGUUCUGGUGCGACCCAGCAGGGUGACUUACCGAGGGAUUAAUGGAUCUAAACUGGUGGAUGAAAUCUCCUGACAUGGAUUUCUAGGGAACCUGUAAAUAGAUGGAUUAAUGCUGUUACGCUUAUAAUAUAUAUUUUUUAUUUAUUUCUUCUGCACAAUGAGCUCUGUAAGAGUAAUUCAUUCAUUGUUCAUUAACUGAUCAUUUAUUUGUCUAUGUUUGUUCUAUUACUCCUACUUUCUUAGAUAUUCCUUUUUACUCAGAAUGUAUCACACAGUGAUUACAAUAGGACAUUUUAUCUGUGCCAUGUGUUCACCUAAUUUCUAACAAACUCUGAGCUCAAAAGCUAUUUUCGUUAUGUAAAUUAGCAUACCGUAGUCCCAUGGGUAUACAUGCACAAACACUACAGUGGGAGAAAGAUAUACAUGGGGAUCCUAGUCUAUGGAGCUCUCAGUCUCCUGCUGCUUUAAGGGAUGCUGGUUCAUGUGUCUGCAACUAAUUCAGAAUAGCGUUUCCGUUCUAUCUACACGUUUCACUAGGUUAGUUUAUCAUUCAUUUAAACGUACUCAAAACAGAUCUGUCAAGAGGACG
Messenger RNA from Pelobates fuscus (common spadefoot toad), 2763 nucleotides. RefSeq names its product CAP-Gly domain containing linker protein family member 4 (gene CLIP4). The record is from RefSeq and is a predicted model, not a curated record. Gene Ontology annotation, cellular component: microtubule plus-end; cell cortex; nucleus. NCBI's taxonomy places the organism in Eukaryota, Metazoa, Chordata, Amphibia, Anura, Pelobatidae. Gene Ontology annotation, molecular function: microtubule plus-end binding. Gene Ontology annotation, biological process: cytoplasmic microtubule organization. Bases 106 to 2247 code for a protein of 713 amino acids. The transcript is spliced from 16 exons.